Haliaeetus leucocephalus (bald eagle) is the source of this 2406-nucleotide messenger RNA. It is a transcript of the gene SERINC1, whose product is annotated as serine incorporator 1. The coding region runs from base 117 to 1502 and encodes 461 amino acids. NCBI's taxonomy places the organism in Eukaryota, Metazoa, Chordata, Aves, Accipitriformes, Accipitridae. Gene Ontology annotation, cellular component: membrane. The record is from RefSeq and is a predicted model, not a curated record. The transcript is spliced from 10 exons.
GGACGCCGCCCGCUGCCGUCAGAGCAAGCCGGAAGCGGCGGCGGGAGCAGUAAACAGCCCCGCCGCGAGCCCGCCGCCGCGCUUCCAUCUUGAGGAGCCGGGGCCCGCCGCCGACCAUGGGCAGCGUCCUGGGCCUCUGCUCCAUGGCGAGCUGGGUACCAUGCUUAUGUGGAAGUGCCCCGUGCCUGCUCUGCCGAUGCUGCCCCAGUGGAAACAACUCCACCAUAACUCGCCUGGUUUAUGCGUUCUUUUUGCUUCUUGGCGUGAGUGUUGCCUGUGUGAUGUUAAUACCAGGCAUGGAAGAGCAGCUGAAGAAGAUUCCUGGAUUUUGUGAUGGAGGAAUGGGAACAACUAUUCCUGGUGUGCAUGGCCACGUGAACUGCGACGUACUAGUUGGUUACAAAGCUGUGUACCGUGUGUGCUUUGGUAUGGCAAUGUUCUUCCUUCUUUUCUCCUUAUUGAUGAUCAAAGUGAAAAGCAGCAACGACCCAAGAGCAGCGGUGCACAAUGGAUUCUGGUUCUUUAAAUUUGCAACAGCACUCGCAAUUAGUGUUGGAGCUUUCUUCAUACCAGAGGGACCAUUUACAACUGUGUGGUUUUAUGUAGGUAUGGCUGGAGCAUUCUGCUUUAUUCUUAUUCAGCUGGUCUUGCUUAUUGACUUCGCUCACUCCUGGAAUGAAUCUUGGGUUGAAAAAAUGGAGGAAGGAAACUCAAGGUGCUGGUAUGCAGCUCUGCUGUCAGCUACAGCUGUCAAUUAUCUACUGUCUCUAGUAGCUAUUGUCUUGUUUUAUGUUUAUUACACUCAUCCAGAAGGUUGUUCUGAAAACAAGACAUUCAUCAGUGUUAACAUGCUGCUGUGUAUUGGUGCUUCCGUAAUGUCAAUUCUGCCGAAGAUUCAGGAAUCUCAGCCAAGAUCUGGUUUGCUGCAGUCUUCUGUGAUCACAGUUUAUACGAUGUAUUUGACUUGGUCAGCUAUGACCAAUGAACCAGAUAGGCGCUGUAACCCAAGUUUGCUGAGCAUCAUCGGUUACAAUAGCACCACCAUUCCAACCCAAGGUCAGGUAGUUCAGUGGUGGGAUGCACAAGGAAUUGUGGGACUGGUUUUGUUUUUGCUGUGUGUUCUCUAUUCAAGCAUCCGAACAUCCAACAACAGCCAAGUUAACAAGCUGAUGCUGACCAGUGAUGAAUCUACACUGAUAGAGGAUGGAAUGCCCAGGAGUGAUGGCUCCCUUGAUGAUGGAGAUGAUGUUCACCGAGCCAUAGAUAAUGAGAGGGAUGGAGUUACUUACAGUUACUCCUUCUUUCAUUUCAUGCUUUUCCUGGCAUCGCUGUAUAUCAUGAUGACACUUACCAACUGGUACAGUCCAGAUUCUUCUUACGAGACAAUGACCAGCAAAUGGCCAUCUGUCUGGGUGAAGAUAUCUUCCAGCUGGAUUGGCAUCGUGCUCUACGUGUGGACUCUGGUUGCUCCACUGGUUCUCACAAACCGCGACUUUGACUAAGCUGUGCUGCGCUCUAGGGAGACUGCGUUAGCUUCACCGUGUCCAUGAAACAAACAGUAUUCCAGAUAAUAGUGCAGUUGUAAAUAUGUGUGUGCACACGCAUGUGUGCGUGUGCUAUCCGUGUAGUAUAUACCCUGCUUUAUUCUGCAUGAUUACCUUGAAUCAUGUCUCUUGUCAUUUCACUAAUGACUUUUUCUAGCUGAGCUCAGUGACAAUUGCUGUAAUGGUGGUUUUCAUAGGAGCUUCGGGAGCAUUAGAUGUAAGAUCAGGACCUUUUGGAAGUAGGUUUUUUCCCCUCAAUUGCAUUAAAUAGUUGUAGGAAAGAAAGCGCAAGCGUUAAUUAGGGUAACAAAACAGUAUUAGAUCAGGCUUUGCAAGCAAAGGAGGGGCUGCCUUUGAUCCCUGUUGCCUUGAUUCCAAAUUAAGUCUGGAGUGAGCGUUGAUAGACUCAAAACUCUGCUUGUUGGAGUUCGCUGAAGCUCUUGCAGCAUGCUGGCACCAGCAGCCCGCCCUUUUCCUGCACUGAGGGCAGCAAUACCUUUAGCACAGAUGUUAAAUGGGGAAACCUGCACCUGAAGCUGCAGAGGAGCUGAUGUCCUCCUUGGUGCUGUUGGGUCUGAUGUGUCCUGUGGCAGACGGAAGGACAAACACCCUGGGGAGAAACAUCCUGGUACCAGAUGCUCAGAAGCAUGUUUUUAAGGCACCUGUUUACAACUUACACCUAUGUAUUAUUAUUUUUUUGUUUGUUUAAAGUAGUUUAAAUGGGAUAGCUGUGCUGUAAUUUAUUGCUGUUUUGUGUGCCACUUUCUUUCUUGGCUAAGCUACAAUCACAGAGUUUGCAAGGAGCCGAGUGGUGAAAACUGUGUAAGCCCUUUAGAGGAAUUUUUUGAGUAUUGUGGUUAAA